UAUAUAAUAAAUGUGUUAACGUGUAUCGUGCUUCUGAAAUUUCACAUCUUCCCAUUUCUUUUUCCGGUUUGGUUCCGGGGACUUUUCCUCUCCGAUCAGAAAGACAAGCUUCAACCCGUUGCAUUAGCUCUACUGAAAUUGAGUGCCAAAUUAUAUGUGACUUCCUUGUUCCUAGUUUAAGCGGUUAAGCAAAAUUUGAGGUUUCUGAUACUUUGGUUCCUGCUUUUCCAUCUCAUAUUACAUUUUGUGAGUCUCUGCAAAUACCGCAGGUUGUGGAGUUUUAGUUUAUAUAAACUAAGAUGUCUUCUCCAAGCAAGAGGAGAGAGAUGGAUGUCAUGAAGUUGAUGAUGAGUGAUUAUACUGUGGAGACGAUAAAUGAUGGGCUCAAUGAAUUCAACGUGGAAUUCCAUGGUCCAAAAGAAAGCCUUUAUGAAGGUGCGGUUUGGAAAAUCCGUGUUGAGCUUCCUGAUGCUUAUCCAUACAAGUCUCCUUCUAUUGGGUUUGUGAACAAGAUAUACCACCCAAAUGUUGAUGAGCUAUCUGGUUCUGUGUGCUUGGAUGUUAUUAAUCAAUCUUGGAGUCCAAUGUUUGAUCUGUUAAAUGUAUUUGAAGUUUUCCUCCCACAGCUCUUACUUUAUCCGAAUCCUUCCGACCCACUUAAUGGUGAUGCCGCAUCAUUGAUGAUGAAGGAUCGGAAGCAGUAUGAUCAGAAAGUAAAAGAAUACUGCGAGCGAUAUGCGAAGGAGGCUAUCACCAAUUCCACAGCUGAAGUGGAGAGUAGCGAUGAAGACAUCAGUGACGAAGAAAGUGGUUCUAGUGACGAUGAUAUUGCUGGACAUGCCGACCCAUAAUGAACUGGGUGUGUGCCAGCAGCAAUGAAAUCCUAUAAUAUACUAACUAAACUCUUCAAUUGUUACUAGUUGUAUGAUGCUAUGUUAUUUGCUUGUAGAAUCAUGAUUGAUGGAUACCGGAUAUUUCCAUUGUGACACCUGUACUGAUAUUUAAAGAUACAGGGAAUGAAAUGGAAAACAAAGGAACAGAAGGAAUCAACAAGUUAAUCCAUAUCUUUUUACUAAUGUUUUAUUA
Molecule: messenger RNA, 1086 nt
Organism: Alnus glutinosa
Lineage: Eukaryota; Viridiplantae; Streptophyta; Magnoliopsida; Fagales; Betulaceae
Product: ubiquitin-conjugating enzyme E2 4-like
Exons: 8
Coding region: 300-851 (183 amino acids)
Biological process (GO): ubiquitin-dependent protein catabolic process; protein polyubiquitination
Cellular component (GO): nucleus
Molecular function (GO): ubiquitin conjugating enzyme activity
Source: RefSeq, a predicted model, not a curated record